AAUUUACAGCGACUUGGCAACAACAACAGCAUCACGUACACGUCAUCGUCAUCAAAUCAAUGGCGGCCUGCGAGGAGAUCGAGGUGCUGCUGAGGCGGCAGCAGGAGCUCGUCACGCAGCUCAGGGCGCUCAUCCUUCCCUCGCUUGUUUCCCGUGAUAACGUCGGCGGUGGCGGCGCAUCGAUGGCGGAGCUCGCCGCCCAGCUCUUCGAGGACGUCAUCGGCUGCAACACCAGCGCCGUCUCCUGGCUCAUACGAGCCAGGCCGGCCGUCGACGACAAGUCCUUGGUGUUGGUGAGGAAGAACGCUAGUAGUACUAGUGCUGCUGGUGAGAGGUUGGAGAAGACGAGCCCUACAGACCAGAAGAGAAGGAGGAAGGGAAGCAAGCAAUCAAGAUCACUAGUAACCAAUGUUCCCCACUACGAUGGUCACCAGUGGAGAAAAUAUGGGCAGAAGAACAUCAAUGGAAUGCAACACCCUAGGAGCUAUUACAGAUGUACCUACAAAGAACGGAGCUGCUCAGCAACCAAGACGGUUCAAAAACAAGAUCAUAAUGGAAGUUCCUUCAGUUAUGGUGAUGAAGCUGUAAAUUACACUGUUAUGUACUACGGGAACCACACUUGUAACGGCGAGAACAUGAACAAUGUCGUCAAUGCUGAUCAGCCCCAGCUUCUCAGUAUGGAUCUUGAUCGGACUGUCGAAGAAAUGGUGCAAUCGGCAACAGAAGUUCAGGAGUUUGAUGAGGGAGAACUCAACAUGUCGGCUCUGCUAGAGGUGCUGGACGAUCCCCUGCUGAAUUGGGAGAUCAUAUGCUAGAUAGCUGCAAUGUUAGUCUACUAGUUGGUACAAUCAAUAUAUUUUGAUAGCAUUGCUUGAUUAUAGAUUGUCGGUUUCUUAAUAAACAUGCAUUCAUGCAUGCCAACAGGUGUAUGUCGAUCGAUAGAGUAUAAAGA
Brachypodium distachyon (stiff brome) is the source of this 952-nucleotide messenger RNA. RefSeq names its product probable WRKY transcription factor 38. Gene Ontology annotation, molecular function: DNA-binding transcription factor activity; sequence-specific DNA binding. The record is from RefSeq and is a predicted model, not a curated record. Gene Ontology annotation, biological process: regulation of DNA-templated transcription. NCBI's taxonomy places the organism in Eukaryota, Viridiplantae, Streptophyta, Magnoliopsida, Poales, Poaceae. The transcript has 3 exons. The coding region runs from base 60 to 815 and encodes 251 amino acids.